CUCCUCCUCCUCCCGCCGCCGCUCCCCGCAGCCCCGCGGCCGCCAUGGCGACCGAGCUGGAGCCGCCGGCCGCCGGCGCCGUGUCGGGCGCGGCGCCGCUGGAGGCGGAGGAGGACGAGGAGCACUGGCUGUACGGGGAUGACACCACUGGCAAGCAAGAAGAUGGACCGAUUUCUGGACACACAGAGUCUGCUCACCCUCUGCAGGACGCUCCCCAGGAGAGCCGGCCCGUCAACAACGAGGACCGAGAGAUGGCCCAGCACGCCCUUCCCAGUGGUGAGGAUGAUGAGGAUGACAGUGACAGUGACAGCGAUGACGAUGAUGUGAAGGUCACAAUUGGCAACAUCAAAACGGGAGCGCCGUCCUACAUGGGAACUCCUAUGAAUCUAAACUUAAAAACGGGUAGAGGCUAUGGCGCAUCAGCUUCAGCCAAGUUGCAGCCCAAAGGUAUUGACUUGGAUGCCGCAGGGAAUAUAAAUGGAUUGCCUGUGAUAGAAGUGGAUUUGGAUUCAUUUGAAGACAAACCGUGGAGGAAACCAGGUGCUGAUCUUUCUGAUUACUUUAAUUAUGGAUUCAAUGAAGAAACAUGGAAAGCUUACUGUGAAAAGCAGCGGCGGCUUCAGCUGGGGCUGGACCCUGCUCCUCCCAUCAGCACUGAGAACAAGAUCACGGUUCAGCAGGGAAGAACAGGAAAUGCUGAAAAAGAAGUGGAAAGCAACAUCAUCAAAACAGAGUUCAAAACAGACUUCUUGGCUCUGGUGGGAGGACGAAUGAAGGCCGGGCCUCCUCCCAACAGGAAGCUGGGUGGGACCAUUGAUGUGAUCGGGGGCCAGGCAGGCACAAUCCGCAGGGUGGAAGGGAGACGCCGGGAUAAACACGCCUCGGAGGAAAACCCCAUCCAGGUCCUGGGAGACCACGGCAGUAAGCCCCAGCCCCCCCAGCAGCCCCAGCAGCCCUCCCAGCCCCAGCAGCCUCCUCAGCAGCAGCCGUUCGCUCCACCAGCAGGGCCUCCGCCUCCCCCGCUGGCCGGGCCUCCUCCUCCGCACUUCCUGCACCCUCCUCCUCCAGUGACUUCUGUUCCACCUCCCCUGCAUCCUCCAGGCCUGCCACCUCCGGGUCCAAUUCCAGGGCUGUUCCCACCACCUCUGGCACCACCACCAGCUCUCCUCAUCCCAACCUUGGAUGGGCAGCCAGCCAGCUACAACAACAGGCAGCCACCUCCCUUUGGCUACAACUCUGCAGAUUCAGGUUUCAUCAGCUACCCCCCGAUCUCCACGUCCCACACGCCCUGGGUGACCACGGUGGACAAGGGCACGAGCAGCUCCAGCAGCAGCCACUGGGAGUACUCGGGCUCCAGGCGGGACAGGGAGCGGGAGCGCGAGCGGGAUCGGGACAGGGACCGCGACCGCGACCGGGACCGCACCCCGACCACCAGUGAAUACAACAAUGACGACGAGCGGUACCGCUACUACAGCCGCGAGCGCAGCUACGACUUCGAGCGCGAUUACCGGCGCAGCCGCGACCGCAGCCGCGAGCGCGAGGAGCGGCACCGCGAGCGCCGCCACCGCGACAAGGACGACGGCAGCAAACACAAAUCCUCCCGCAGGAAGCAGCACGAGAGCGAGGAGGGCGAGAGCCACCGGCGCCACAAGCACAAAAAGAACAAGCGGAGCAAGGAGGAGAAGGAGGCCAGCGAGGACGGUGCCCAGGAGGGCGAGGAGCAGGACACCAAGGAGUGAGCCAGGCCCCCGUCAGCCCUCGGCAGGAACUCUCCUCUGGAACCAGCAUGGAAUUGGUGAUGUUUUGUUUGGGGGGUGAUUUUUUUUUAUUAUUAUUUUUUACUUUUUUCCAAGGGAAGAGGCUGACUGGGCGAGCUGUGGCACAGCUGGAAGUGCUUCAGGAGCUGAGGCUGCACGUGCCCUUAAACUUCCUUUUUUUGUUUGUUUUUGAUACAAGACAAUACAGCAGUACUAGUUACAAAGCACUGAGCUACUCUACUCAUCCACAUCCCUAGGGAGAACUUUGGUGUAUCAGAUCCUAUGGUUUCUGAUGGAAGAUGGCUUCAGCUGAAAACUAAUGCAAUUAGGUCAUAGUUCUUUUUGUCUUCAUCAUUCCUUUUUGAGAACUAGGACAGUAAGUGCAACUUGAAAUUUAUUGUCCAAAGAAGAGCGUGACUUAGAUCCCGGGAGCCAGCUUAGAGUCUGGUGUCCAGUAGUGAAAAGUCUCAUCCCUGAAUAAAUUUCUUUAUAGCUACAAAAACAGCUUCUGAUUUCUGCGUGGCCAGCUGGGCGUGUCAGCAGGAGCUGCAGGAUCUGCUCCAGGUGGGCACAGAGGCCUGCCUGGAUGUGACAGCUUCCAGAAGCUGCUGAGGGCGUUCACACAGCGUGUGCAGAGACUCCAAAUCUGGGUUUUUUUAUCCAUUGCAAAGGCAGUUCUGUCAUGUUACACCCCUGUGUGGGGAAUCAAUGAAGAUCCAUAGCAAGAGCAUGAAUUUCUCUUUAAUUCCUUUUGACUUAACUAUUUUAUUUCCUUUUUUUACUAAGAGUUGACUGAAUAACCUAGAGUACAGUAGAGAACACCAAGUUCCAGUUAGCAAUUUGCCCUCGUUGGGACUGGUGUUUCUGUUUGGAUAUCACCAACACUCCUGUCCGAUGCAUUCCUUUCCCUUAGAUCCCAAAAUAAAUUUAGUCAAAUUCCAAAGUUUCUUUGGAUUUAGUAUUGGUUGGGAAGGGGCAACAGAAAUGUUUCUGGGUGGGAAGAACAGGGGAAAUAAUUUUGAGGGGUUUUUGUCUGUCUGGUCAUUAGGAUCCUGCCCUUCCGUUUGUGUGAGUCCACAAAUGUCUCAUUUUCCUUUGACUUGUUAUUUAAAACUGUCUGAAAUAUUUGUCCUAAAAUAA
Molecule: messenger RNA, 2897 nt
Organism: Onychostruthus taczanowskii (white-rumped snowfinch)
Lineage: Eukaryota; Metazoa; Chordata; Aves; Passeriformes; Passeridae
Product: pre-mRNA 3'-end-processing factor FIP1-like
Exons: 16
Coding region: 45-1739 (564 amino acids)
Cellular component (GO): mRNA cleavage and polyadenylation specificity factor complex
Molecular function (GO): RNA binding
Source: RefSeq, a predicted model, not a curated record